Messenger RNA from Nicotiana attenuata, 1065 nucleotides. RefSeq names its product cell division topological specificity factor homolog, chloroplastic. The coding region runs from base 132 to 839 and encodes 235 amino acids. The record is from RefSeq and is a predicted model, not a curated record. Gene Ontology annotation, biological process: regulation of division septum assembly; cell division; chloroplast fission. Lineage: Eukaryota; Viridiplantae; Streptophyta; Magnoliopsida; Solanales; Solanaceae. The transcript is spliced from 2 exons.
UAGGGUUGGGGUGAGCUCUACUGUAUGGUCCCGACACCCGAUUGGAAGCACCUGAAAUUGCCAUUUUCCAACCCUAACACAGAAAGAGCGAAGUAGAAAGAGCGUAAAGGAGAAUACAACAAUCAGUAAAAAUGGCAUUAUCAGGAGAUUUAAGGGUCUCCGCAACAUUGGUUCCAUACCCCAAGAAUCCUCUUCGGACUUCUCUACCUCCUUCUAAGGUAGAUUUUAGUCCCUUCCUUAAUGGUGGAUCUAGUGCUACUGAGGUGUUGCCUAGAUGGUCUCGUGUAGCAUCUGAUGGCCAUAGUUUGCGGUGCCAAGCAAGGAGGCCUUUUGGGAUCCUUGGAGAAUAUAAAUUAUCGACAAGUUCCAUCAGCCAAGAAUUUGAUAAUUUACUCCUCAGUGCUAUCAACAUGAGCUUUUUUGAGCGCCUAAACUUGGCUUGGAAGAUAAUGUUUCCACCAUCCCCUUCAGCAAGUAAUUCUAGUGCUGCUAAUAUUGCUAAGCAGCGCCUGAAGAUGAUUCUCUUCUCUGAUAGAUGCGCUGUCAGCGAUGAGGCAAAACAGAAGAUUGUAAGCAACGUCGUUAGUGCUCUCUCUGAUUUUGUGGAAAUAGAAUCACAGGAUAAAGUACAGUUGAGUGUCUCGACGGAUCCAGAUCUAGGGACGAUUUACUCUGUCACAGUGCCAGUCAGACGGGUAAAAUCAGAAUACCAAGAAGAGGAUCCAACUGGAACGAUAACUAAUGUCGAGUACAAAGACACUGGAGAUAGUUCUGGUUCAGUUGAUGUCAAGUUUGAUUUCUAUAUUCCAAAUGAGAAGUUCAAUGACUUUGAUUUGUGAAACCUGGUCAUAUCCUUUGCCUAACAGGAAGAGGAUUGUAAUGUCUUGUUUUUCUGGCAUUAAUAAUUUUUCCCUUUGUAAACAUACUAGUAGGUGGUCCUCCAAAUAUAUUGUCCAUCAACUUAAGAGUGCUGUAAAUAUCUGAAAAUCUCAUUUGGAAGUGUUUGAUCAUUGAUGAAUUUGCUAGUUAUGGUUAUAAUCUGAGUGACUUUUGUAACAAUCUGUU